Molecule: messenger RNA, 2890 nt
Organism: Macaca mulatta (Rhesus monkey)
Lineage: Eukaryota; Metazoa; Chordata; Mammalia; Primates; Cercopithecidae
Source: RefSeq, a predicted model, not a curated record
CACUCCGCUAAUUUUUGUAUUUUUAGUAGAGACUGGGUUUCGCCAUGUUGGCCAGGCUGGUCUCGAACUCCUGAUUUCGGGUGAUCCGCCCUCCUCGGCCUUCUAAAGUACUAGGAUUACAAGCCUAAGCCACCGCACCCGGCCUAAUUUGUUUGGUUUUCCAGUAAGCACUGUGGUGUAUGUGCUGUUAAUUGUCUCUGGUGGACUCCACAAGCUUAAUGUACACAGUGCUGGGCUGGUGCCAUGGCUGCUUCUCUGAAAAGUUUUUGACAUCACACCGAAUGGCUGAGACACUACGAACAUUUUACUUUUCAUCUCAACCUUGUGUCCAGCAAAGGUGCUUGUCUAGUUUCUGUAGCUGUUUGAAUGAAAGGCGCAAAUUUGGUGUGCUGCUGAGAAUGGAGCAGACCUGGCACUGGGUGUGAUCUAAGAGACGGGGGUGAAGAGAUGAGUCAAGUUGCCUGUGACAUUUGUGACACAUGGUGCUCAGAUUCACCUUGCUGUCUGGAGGGCCCACCCUCAAAGCCACUAAACAUGACGACAUUAGCCAAGUCCUCUGAUCUCUCUAGACAGCAGUUUUCUCCUAAGACAAGAUGGCUUUUUGGCCAUUGGCUGAAGUAAGCCAGGUGAUUUUAAACAAUGCAUUAAGCUCUUCUGAAAUCUAACAGCCUUGUUCCAAGCUGCUCGCUAUGGAGAAGAGCGCGCUGAGGGAAAGAGGCCUGUAGUGUUUUGCCAGUGGUGUCGGAUGGGCUACUCAGUCCCAGCACUUGAAAGUUGCAAACCUAGUCAAGAAAGUGCACACAGUACUUCACCUUUUUAUGAGAUAUAAUUACAUUGACAUGACGCCUUCUGAUUUACCCGUGACUCGGGGGGUUUCCAAAAUCCAAACACUUCCAGACUGGGGCCCGUCAAUCAGCUUCCUCUUGCUUUUCGUGGACUCCCAAACUGUGGAAACCUGCUGGUGUUUUGCUGCGGUUUCAUUUCCCUCUGCGGAGGAGCCAGGGCAACCUCGGCCAGACAGGCACCCAGCUGCGCCCUUCUUUCCAGGGCCUCUUCACUCAGCUGACUCUCCUGGCCUGCCUAAUGCUCCUGGCUGAGACGGUGUCCUGGCUUCCUCUAACAGGUUGGCGAGAAGUUGAUCUGCAAACGCGAGGCAGAGCAGGAGUGUCCUUAUUCGGUAGGCCUCUGAUGGGCCACCAGGUCCGUCCGAAAGUCCUAGCCGAGUGAUUGACAGUGGCCAUUUCAAAGCCUGAUUUCACCUUUGCAACCACAAUCACGACCCAGAAUAAACUACUUCCAGGAAGCCAGUUAGUUGCACCUUGCCUGAAGUCAGUCUCCGGACUGCCUCUCAGGACCCCCGCCAGGGUUUCGGGUUCCCGCCUGGGUCACGUGUACGGAGGCUGCCAGUGCGCACUCAGCCCGGCCCGCCGGUCGCCAGAGCAACACCAAUCCCGGGUUCACUCCCGCCUCGGAAGUGCGGUCCCCGCCCGACAGCCCCCGGCUUAAGGGAGCCUGGCUAGGCCGGCAGCCAGAGGGUCCCGCAGCUUGGGGCCGGCCAUGCUUCGCGGCUCGUGGCGCCAGCUGUGGCUCUUUCUCCUGUUGCUGCUGCUGCUGCUGCUGCUCCCGGGCGCGCCUGAGCCCCGCGGCACCUCCAGGCCGUGGGAGGGAACCGACGAGCCGGGCUCGGCCUGGGCCUGGCCGGGCUUCCAGCGCCUGCAGGAGCAGCUCAGGGCGGCCGGCGCCCUCUCCAAGCGGUACUGGACGCUCUUCAGCUGCCAGGUGUGGCCGGACGACUGUGACGAGGACGAGGAGGCAGCCGCGAGGCCCCUGGGCUGGCGCCUUUCCCUGUUGGGCCAGCGGUACUUGGAUCUCCUGACCACGUGGUACUGCAGCUUCCAAGACUGCUGCCCCGGUGGGGAUUGCAGAAUCUCCAACAACUUUACAGGCUUAGAGUGGGACCUGAACGUGCGGCUGCAUGGCCAGCAUUUGGUCCGGCAGCUGGUCCUAAGAACAGUGAGGGGCUACUUAGAGACGCCCCAGCCAGACAAGGCCCUUGCUCUGUCGUUCCACGGCUGGUCUGGCACAGGCAAGAACUUCGUGGCACGGAUGCUGGUGGAGAACCUGUAUCGGGAUGGGCUGAUGAGUGACUGUGUCAGGAUGUUCAUCGCCACGUUCCACUUUCCUCACCGCAAAUAUGUGGACCUGUACAAGGAGCAGCUGAUGGGCCAGAUCCGGGAGACGCAGCAGCUCUGCCACCAGACCCUGUUCAUCUUCGAUGAGGCUGAGAAGCUACACCCAGGGCUGCUGGAGGUCCUUGAGCCACACUUAGAACGCCGGGCCCCUGAGGGCCACAGGGCCGAGUUUACAUGGACUAUCUUUCUGUUUCUCAGUAAUCUCAGGGGCGAUAUAAUCAAUGAGGUGGUCCUAAAGUUGCUCAAGGCUGGAUGGUCCCGGGAAGAAAUUACGAUGGAACACCUGGAGCCCCACCUCCAGGCAGAGAUUGUGGAGACCACAGACAAUGGCUUUGGCCACAGCCGUCUUGUGAAGGAAAACCUGAUUGACUCCUUCAUCCCCUUCCUGCCACUGGAGUACCGUCACGUGAGGCUGUGUGCACGGGAUGCCUUCCUGAGCCAGGAGCUCCUGUAUACAGAAGAGACACUGGAUGAAAUUGCCCAGAUGAUGGCGUUUUUCAUUUCUAACAACCAGAUGGCCCCACCUGGACCUGCCAACCAGUUCUGUGGCCCCCACCUAGGAACUGACUCAGCAGAAGAGAACAGCUUCGAUUCUCCAUGAUUUUACUCACCAAAUUAUCCUUAAAAACUCUGACCCCCCCCCAUUUUCUGAGAGACUGAUUUGGGUAAUAAUAAAACUCCGGUCUCUGGCACAGCCA